AAAAAUCUCCACAGCUAAUGUCAUUUGUUGAUGCAAUCAGACCCAUUAGAGGGAGAGCUUGGUCCAAAGUGAAUUACUUCUAUGUGCCAUGGAACAAUAAUAACAAACAUUGGAUGACAUUGGUAGUAGACAUUAGAAUGUGGACAAUAUGGAUUUAUAACUCCAAUCCAGACUAUUGGAUCUCCAUAGAAGCAAUGGAAAGAUCAGUGCAACCACUUGCCGAAUAUUUUCCGCUAUUACUUCGUGAUAGUGGUCAUUUUAAUGAAUUUCGUGCUCAGUGUAAGUACUUCAUGAAGAUAGAAGUUGCCCCCGCAGAUACUGUUCCUCAAAGCAAUAGAAUGGGAGAUUGUGGUAUAUUCAUGCUGAAGACAAUAGAAAUGCACAUUGCUGGUAAGUGCAACGAGUCAGCUAGAACGUUGCUAAACGACGACAACAUAGAUACUUUUAGACAAGCAUAUGCAGAUCAAUUAUAUGUAGGUAGUGCAGAUCCCUAGUUAGAUAUGUUGUUUUUUUUUUUGUUACGAACAUUCGCUUUUGGUGUUAUGUAUCUCUUAUACAAUAUUAUUAAAUGAUCAAAUUGUAAUGAUAUAAUUGAUUGGUCACUGCUGA
Messenger RNA from Humulus lupulus (European hop), 609 nucleotides. RefSeq lists its product as uncharacterized. Gene Ontology annotation, molecular function: cysteine-type peptidase activity. Bases 18 to 494 code for a protein of 158 amino acids. The record is from RefSeq and is a predicted model, not a curated record. Gene Ontology annotation, biological process: proteolysis. The transcript has 2 exons. Lineage: Eukaryota; Viridiplantae; Streptophyta; Magnoliopsida; Rosales; Cannabaceae.